AUGUCGAGCCAAAGCAUCCCUGAGCAUGUCGACUUGCUCGGCAAUCCAACGCCGGUGAUGAAAUGGCUUGAGGAGCAAGACGUGGGAAGCCAACAGAGUCAUGCUAUGAGCAUCUUCGACACGAUCCUGGGAGAAGCCGCUCAGCCUAGAUCUGUCUCGGGGAACGCCUGUGUGCGGCUUUGUGGCUUUGUAGAGCGGGUGUCCAAGUCUGAGUCAGAGCCGCUUCAGUUGUGGGCGUUUUCCCGUGAUGUGACUUUGCGGCUUUACGACUUCUACAUUGAUUGGAAUGAGUUUGACCAUCACCGAUCCAUGAGGCUUGUCCUGGACCUGAUAGCGCAGCUUCUCCGGCGGAAUCCCAAUCAAAAGGCGGCUCUGGAGACGCGGGAUAUCCUGCUGGAUAACCUAGUCUCGAUUGUAAUCGGCCGCUCUACGAAACCUGUAGCUAAAUCGGCCCUCAAGACCCUUGACUACUUCCUCGUCAAGGGUGUUUUCAGCUUGGAUCAUGUCAAAGCUACCCAUCUCUCAUAUCACCAGGAGCUGGCUAAUGCUGCCGACAUAGAGAUAUGGAAGUUCUUGACCAUAGAAUUGUUGCAUUGGACCCGAUUACACUUCAUCUGCCCAGCGGCCGGAAAGUUCAUAGUGAGCUUGUUCCGUGCCCUGAGGCAAAGGGGUCAAGACGACUCUACGGGAUUGAGCAUAGAGACAUGGCAUCGAUGGCUGCUUGAUUUCCUGACGCAAGAGCCGGUUCUUCUGGAAAACUUCAAAAACUAUAUUUUCCUCCCGCUCUUCAAGGUCGAUAGGCCAGAAGGCCUGAAGUUCCUGCAAAUAGUCAACCAGCAUGAGUCAAAACCAGUCUCAGCCGUUACACCCGCCAACGACGACUUUGACGCAAGCGCACUGCUUACCUUGGCUACUCUAGAAACUGGAAAGAAAGUUGGUCUUGUCGAGGAGCCUUACAUUGGCAGCGACCAGGCAAAUGAGGACAACUCGGCCAUCACUCUCCGGGAGAUUACCCUUGAGAAUGUGCUUACACACCCAUCUCACGAAGUUCGGACGUCAGCUCUGAGUCUCCUCAUCAGUUCUCCGUCAACGACGAGGCCAUACUCUGCCACAACCCUGGGCCUCCUCAAGAGACAUUUGGCCACAUAUUUUGCCGAUCCAGAUGCCAAGUUUCGGGUAGAUGUUUGCGCUCGGGUAAGAGACAUGUUCAAACGGGUUCGAGGAGCAAUCUCGAUUUUGAAGAAGAGUAUACCGCGAGCCAGGGCAAAGGCUCGAAAGAACGCCUCGAAAGACGCAGCAUCUACCGCCAGCAAGCAAGCACUAUACCGGACCAAUAUAAUCUCAUGGCCAGAAUCUGAGUUGGUGCACUGCCUAGAGUACCACGAGAAGUUCCUUCACUGGUAUCUACGGUUCUUGUGUGGCGAACUCUCCCCUACGGCUUCUUACCAGCGACACAUUACAUCUUUGAAAAGCUUGAUAUCCAUACUUCGCAUGGAGGGGGAUAGCACGAAGACUUGGGAAACGGAAGAGGACCAGCAGCUGUUCUUUGACUAUUUCGACGGGAAAUGGAUGCGAGCGCUUGCUGAUCUAGUAAUGGAUCCGUUCGACGACGUUCGGGAUACCGCCUCACUUGCACUGGCCCAACUUUUCGCUGACAAGAGGUAUCGAAACUUCACUCUCAGCCCCGCAGGCUCGAGCCAGAAGCCUUCCAAGGAGCUUGAUGAACUCUUACGUCGAGCUGAAGAGGUGUCAGUUCGGACGGCCAGAGCUGAUCACUCUGACGGUGUCGCUAGAGCCUCGCAAUUGCUCUACAAAUUCUCGGACACAGAAGAUGAGAGACUGAGGCUUCUUUCUAAACUUGUCGACACCUUGGAUCAGAAGGUUUCAAGGGCCGAGGCAGACUUGGGACAAGCCGUUUUGGAGCAGCCGCUGCAUAGUACGUUUGCAUCGCUGUGCUUCACUUGGCAAGCGGUGUCUGAAAAGAAGUUGUCAGUAUUCGAGGCAGAGUCUGCGACUGCACUGCAGGAUAGAAUGAUCGCCUGCUGUGAACGAGUGUGGAAAGCUGUCCGCGAGGUUCUCUGCGAUGACUCUCCUGAGGGGCACCUCCCAGAAGAGAUGGAGGAUACUGAAGGGCUUGAUACAAAGGGUCUUUUGAGUUACAGUUUUCGUGCCAUUCAUGAGUCCAGCAAUCUCAUGCGAACAAUAGCGCUUAGCAUGAGAAAUCGCUCCCGCGAGGGACUCAUUACACCAUCUCGGAAAGCCUUUGAAACCAUUGGCAACCUGGCAUUCGAGCAGCUUGCCAACCUGAGGCAUCGCGGUGCGUUUACAACGGUGGCUGCGACCUUUGCCACCUGUUGUCAGUUGACCAAACAUUUGGAUUCUGUCGAGGGCGGAGAAUCCCUACUCGACGUAUGGUACAAGGGCACGUUGAACGAGAUCUUCACUCAGAGGUCGACUACUCGCAGAUCUGCUGGAAUCCCCUCGAUGAUGACUGGAAUUCUUUCAGCAAACGCAUCCAACCCGUCCUUCGAAGACGCAAUGGCCAAGCUCAUUGAGAUCGCAAGCAUCGAAGCCCGAGUAAUAGAAACAGACGGCUCCAACUUGCCUCAAGUUCACGCCUACAACUGCCUCAAAGACAUCUUCAAGAACUCGUUGCUGACAUCCAUGGGGAACAAAUCCGAGAAAUAUCUUCCCCAGUGUCUCGAGCUAGCGGCCAGUGGGCUCAGGUCCGAGGUCUGGGCCAUUCGCAACUGCGGCUUGAUUUUCCUUCGCAGCCUGAUCGAUAGUCUCUUCGGAUCCCAGGAGAGCAAGGCGAUGAUCGAAGCAGGCUGGGAUGGGAAAGCCAACAGAAUUCCCUACCACCGCUACCCCAACCUUCCGACGGUGCUGGCAGGUCUCUUGAAAUCCGGCCACAAGAUGGUCACAUCGACGAAUGCCACUUCGUCUGCUGAAUCCGUCUUCCCGGCACUGGACAUCAUCCGUCGGGCAGGACCCCCUGACCUUCUUCGGGAUGAGAUCCAGAUCCAUGUCGCUGCCUACUUGUCGAGCCCUGUAUGGCAUGUGCGCGAAAUUGCUGCUAGGACACUCUGCUCUUGUUUGCUCCACGACAAGUGGCUCGCCGUCAUGCAAGGCUUGGUGUCCAAAUCUUUGAGCGACAAGGGCAUCAACGGCCAGAACCAUGUCCAUGGAGUCCUCCUGUCACUCAAGUUUCUCAUUGAGAGGUUCAGCGAAGUAGCACCGGAUCGUCUAUUAGCUGACUUGCCCAAUUUGACGUCUUUCCUUGAGACAAGCCACAUUGACAGCAGAUAUGUGCACUGCCCUGAGAUUAUCGCCGCAUAUCUGGAAGUCGUCAACAUGAUAUGGAUGUCCCAGAUAUCCAGAUCCCAACCCUUACAGCCCUCCAAGGUCCUGAUACCCACGAGAAACGUAUCUGCGUUGCUCAAAGCCCAAAGCAUCAUCAGCAUGAUCCUCUCAGCAUCACAGGAGCACGACCCCGUGGACGAAGUCAAAUCUCUCCUCUUUGGCAGCCGCCUCGGCGCCGACACCAUGGUUGCUGCUCUUGAAUCGUUACAGAAACUCUGGCAUUCAGCCUCGACUCCUGACUCCAUUCGAGUAGCCCUGUGCGAUCUGUACAUUGAGGCUUGUCUCAAGACGAGCUUUACGGAGCCUCAAGUGGUGGCCAUUGAGAACUUGGUCGAGUUGAUGAACCAGCUUAUUGCCGAAGACAAGCUCGACUCGCUGCCCAUUGACUCGCUCCUGAGCAUGUGGGCAGUACUGCCCCAGCGCUCGCUCAACCCCUCUCUGUCCAAUGCCAUUGUGAGAGUCAGUGGGUGCUUGGUAGCCCUAAUGAGCCAUACUAAGCGCCUCUCGACGUCCGCUCUUCGGAAUUGGGGCGCCAUGAUGGCUGAUGCAGGGUCAGAUGACAAGAGUUUCGACACCCGCUUCGCAGCAGCCCAAUCCCUCUGCUCAUUCUUCAGCGUCACCAAAACACACUGCACCAGCGAAGAAUACCUCCCCGUGAUACUACCCCUCUACGACGUCCUAAACGACGACGACGACGAAGUCCGCGAAGCAGGAUCCACCGCAGCGAGGCACAUCCUCGGCCAGAACCUCGCCCCCCUGGAAGCAUCCAGCAGCCUCCUCCACUGGCUCGCCAAGCACUUUUCCAGCAGCGCCGAGCUCAAGGGCAUUGUCGCAAGCCGCAUCACAGGCCAUGCCGCCGCCGCCGCCGCCGCCGAUCAUCCAUGGAAAUCGCCUGAAGAGCAGCUCCGUGCCGCGCUCAGGGCGGAUGACUCCCUGUUUGCCGUGGAGGAGCAGAAUCUCUUCGUAGAUGAGGUGCGCGAGGCUACUCGCUGGAAUGCAGUCUUCGAAAGCCUCGAGUGGGACGGUGAGGCAUCGGAGCAAGAUGGCAAGAUCCUCGACAAGCUGGACGAGUGGGUUGGCAAAGGGCUGGAUCAGAUGCAGCAGUUGGUGAGGCAAGAGGACGGGCCUCUUGGCUGGGCGUCGAAUGCUCACGUCUUUGCCAUUGGGACGUAUAUUCUUCGCGGCGCGGUGACGUUGAAUAAGGGUCAUGGCUCGCCUAGGUUACGCAAGGCUGUGCAGGAUAUCAAGGAAUUGUUGAAGGAGCCGCGUCAUCACCGUGUUUCGAGACUACUCGUGGAACCCCUAGAGGAGGCAUAG
This is a messenger RNA of Trichoderma reesei QM6a, 4680 nucleotides long. RefSeq lists its product as uncharacterized. The record is from RefSeq and is a predicted model, not a curated record. Gene Ontology annotation, biological process: tRNA methylation. NCBI's taxonomy places the organism in Eukaryota, Fungi, Ascomycota, Sordariomycetes, Hypocreales, Hypocreaceae. The transcript is spliced from 7 exons. Gene Ontology annotation, cellular component: cytosol. The coding region runs from base 1 to 4680 and encodes 1559 amino acids.